Messenger RNA from Cololabis saira (Pacific saury), 1332 nucleotides. Its product is annotated as snaclec agkisacutacin subunit A-like. Lineage: Eukaryota; Metazoa; Chordata; Actinopteri; Beloniformes; Belonidae. The coding region runs from base 35 to 682 and encodes 215 amino acids. The record is from RefSeq and is a predicted model, not a curated record. The transcript has 5 exons.
UGUUUAGUCGGACAUGAAGUGCCAAACGUAGAGGAUGGACAAGGUUCUUCUGUGCAUCAUCACUGCCUCAGGUCUGUCCUCUGUCUGCUCACAACCUUCCUACCAGUUCCACUUCAUCCACGAGGUGAAGAACUGGACAGAAGCCCGGCGGUUCUGCAGAGACAGGUUCACGGACCUGGCUGGAGUCCGCGCCAUGGACGACGUCAACGUCCUGUACGCGCAGUCGCUGGCAGACCCGCGCUCCACGGCCGUCCAUGGUCUAUGGAUUGGACUGUACAGGGACACGAAUGGCUGGAUGUGGGUGGAUGGAAGUCCGAGCUCAUUCAUGUACUGGGACGUGGAGGAACCGGGCUCAACCGAGGCCUGCGUGGUGGCAAACUUACAGCAAGCUGGAAGAUGGCAGGACUGGCUAUGUGACAGGAAGACCUCAUUUAUUUGCCAAAAUGGUUCCCAUUCAACCCAAGUGAAGGAAGUGAAGAAAAUGGAGAGAGUGGUGAAAGUGAAGCUGGGGGGAACCUCUUCUGUGGAUCUGAACUACGCUGUUACCCUGGAGGAACUGCUGAAGCAGCUCAAACAGCAGCUGAAGGACCAGGGGGUGAACCCAGACGUCAAACUGAGCUGGAGGACGCUGUCCGAUGGAAAGAUCUUCCACAAGGACGUGGAGCAAAAAGACAAGCUGUAAAAAGCAAAGAAUGUACUCCUUAUUUCAAAAACCUUGUUAUCAUUUGUGUGACUGCCUUAAGCUAAGUUGCGAUAGGACGAACUGGACAAACCCGUUGCCAUGUCAUCGUUGAGUGUUCUGAAGAGUGAUUCUGAAGCCUGGCUGGAACCGACUCUGUUAAACAGUCGAUGCAUUCUGGUACAUUUUUAAAUAUUCCUACGAAAUACCCCAAACCGUAGCUUGGCACUGCAUGCAUUUGGAAUUGUGGAGGGCACUGUGAGCUUUGCAGACUCUCAAUCUUUUUUAGCAAAUUUUUCUUUCACUGUAUGGAAAUGAAAUUGGUUUGAAUUCCUGGCAUGCAUCAGUCUGCAUAUCCAUAGCCUCCAAUGCAAAUAGUUUCCAUUUUAAGUUUGCAUGUGCGUGACCAUAUGAAGGAGCGAGAAAAGGUCAUACAAAGUUGAAAGAAGUUCUCUUGUAGAUCCUGGCUGCUUCAGCUAACUCAACAACUUACCCGUUUGUUCCUCGUCAGGCUGAUCGGGCACUUUACAGUUCAUUUGGUUUUCUUAUUUACAUAAUUUGUUUUCUAGUUGAAAAUCCCCGAAUCACAGCCUGUGGGAAGGUUUAGACUAAAUUGCAGCCACUGUUGCAGAAAGCAGCUGAUGAAGCACGAC